GCUCCGCUCUCAAUCCCUAGUACAUCUCUCAAUCGCCAUAUUGGGUACUGAGAAGGUUUGUCUGCCGUUUCUCUCACUACGGACGUAUUGACAGAGCGGCUCCUGGUCCUGUGCACUUUGUUUUGAUGGUCUACGGAGAGGACUUUCGGCUUCAAAACAACGCGGCUGUUACCGUUCGCCGCUCGACGUAUGCAUGGCAUAAGUGGGUUUACGCUUGUUUUUGGACACCGCUCAGCGACAAGGAGAUACCCGUUGUUUUUCCACUUGUGUUUUCUUGUUGAAACUGGACGCUCCCGGCUGUUUGAGAAGAAAAAAAAAAUCGCCUUUCUUCGGGGGGUGAAAAUGUCAGAUGUUCGACUAUCUAACGGGAGCCCGACGCUGGAGCGGACGGAGCCCCGGGUGUCUGAUCUCCCGCAAGCGUCGCUGUGCAGAAGCCUCUUCGGCCCGGUGGAUCACCAAGAGUUAAAGAGGGAUUUAAAGAGACAUUUGCGGGAGAUGGAAGAGGGUGACUCCGCCAGGUGGGGCUUCGACUUCGCCAAUCACACUCCGCUGUCCAACACGGGCAGGUUCGAGUGGGAAUUAGUGGAUUGUAAAGACGUGCCGGGUUUUUACAACAGGCAGCCGCGGAGGGAGAAGGGCGUCUGCUCUGCUGGGAAUAACAAUAUGGAUCUAAACGGGAAUCAUAGCUGUGUUGUUGGGGCUCCGAGUGAAGACAGCGACAGGUCUGAAGCGCCGAUGGAGUGCACGGAGCAGUGCACCGGGCGGAGGAAAAGACCUGCAUGUCAAGACUCCUCGGUGUCCGACGAGGUUAGCUUUCAAAGCUUGAGCCAUUCUGCAGAACACACACCCAGAAAGAUCAGUCCCAAGAGGCAAACGUGAGGACCAAGACGAGCCCGAAGAUUCCUCCUUUGGAAACCUCAGUGUUGGCCUUUUUUUUUUUUUUUUUUUUUUCUGCUUGGAAGAAGAACUACACAGCAUCAGAAACAUAUCAACUCUCCUGAAGACGGGGGAGGACGCUGUUGAAGCACUGAAUAGAAACACUAAAGUUGUGGCACUCAAUUAAAAAAAAAAAAAAGUUACUGCCUCUAAAAGCAGUCUAUGUAGCAGUGUGCAAUUAGGUUGGAUUUCCCUUUUUGCUCCUUUUUUUUUUUUUUACUACCUGUGUGUAAAUAAAUAUACAUAUUAUAAUAUUAUAUUUCUCUCCAAACGAGCACAUAAAAAAGAAUUAUGAUUUGAACACAAAUCUUUUAUGUAAAAAGGUGUGAAUUUUUUUUUUUUAUUAUUUGACUUGAAGAAUUGCAGUGUAGUUUGAUACAUGUUUCCAAAAUGCUGUUUUUUUUUUGUUUUUUUCUUCCCUGAAAGGCAGUGUGACUCUAAUUCAGUCCCUAAUUGUUACAUUCAAAACUAAAUCAUGGCUUCUUACAGUUUCUUAACAGUGUAUCUUCACUACGUCAUCUUCCUAACUGUGCAGUGAAGAACGGUACAAAUGUAACUCAUCUGUUGUUGUUGUUGUUUUCUUCUUUUUGUUUCCCCUUCCUCUGUGUCACAAAGUGAAGGUUCUCCUAAAGGAUCCAUUUCUCUGAGAAAUCAACAAGGAAGAUAAAGUUUAGACUUCUGUUGGGAUUACCUUUAAAUUUCCCCAUAUUUAUUUUGUGAUAGGUGCUUUUUGCAUCAUUUGAAUCCUGGAAUAUGACCUGUUUUUUUUUUUUCUCAAGUUCUCCUGCACACCUCAGCCACAUUGUAAUGAUGUGUUUGCUUUCCUCUGGCGUUUUGAGGUACUUAGUUAUUGAAGGACAAAGACCAUACAAACUGCACAGGCUGUGUUGUAAACUCUCUAUGCCUAUAUUCCCUUUGUUUUAUUUCUCUGUAGUGAGAGAGGGGGGGGGGGUCUCUGAAAAGGGUGAAUGUCCUACAAUACCAAAUACAUGGUUGCUUCAGUGCCAGCAGCACCGCCUGUGCUCCUUUAAUUGACUUCACAUUGUGUUACUUUGUGAUGACCUCGACCUAAUUUUUUUUCCACGUGUACCUUUUUUUUCUUGUCACCUAUGUUGUGAGCCUGCUGAGGAUGCAAAUGUGAGCGUCCAAAAGCGUCCCUUUAUUUGCCUAGAGUGUGGGGUUAUAUUCAGAGAGAUCAGAGUACACCUGGACAGAAAGAGAAAACAGCUUGUCUCAGAUAAUGCAGUCACCAUGCCUGUGUAUUUGUGUAUAUCUUUGCAAUGUACCUAUGUACAUAAUUUUGUAAAAACACUGAGAAAUUAUACUAACUUAUUUAUGGCGAUCUUUUUUUUUUUUUUUAAUGUAGAAUAAAAAAUGGGUUUUUUUGAUUACGGUUAUCCAAAGUGGCAUUUACUUUAUUAUAAUUGUCUUAUUUUGUAAAAGCAUUUUUUUUUUUUGGUAGUUUUUUUUUCUUACCAAUAAGGCUGCAAACUGAGCCUGAAAAAAUAUUUGAUGUGCAUUUUGUAAUGUGUGGUUAUGAAAUGUGUUGCAAUCAAUUAAAAGAGAAAAUUGAAAA
Molecule: messenger RNA, 2512 nt
Organism: Labrus bergylta (ballan wrasse)
Lineage: Eukaryota; Metazoa; Chordata; Actinopteri; Labriformes; Labridae
Gene: cdkn1bb
Product: cyclin dependent kinase inhibitor 1Bb
Biological process (GO): G1/S transition of mitotic cell cycle; negative regulation of cyclin-dependent protein serine/threonine kinase activity; negative regulation of cell population proliferation
Cellular component (GO): cytoplasm; nucleus
Molecular function (GO): protein-folding chaperone binding; cyclin-dependent protein serine/threonine kinase inhibitor activity
Source: RefSeq, a predicted model, not a curated record